Molecule: messenger RNA, 3981 nt
Organism: Eurytemora carolleeae
Lineage: Eukaryota; Metazoa; Arthropoda; Copepoda; Calanoida; Temoridae
Biological process (GO): regulation of transcription by RNA polymerase II
Cellular component (GO): nucleus
Molecular function (GO): RNA polymerase II transcription regulatory region sequence-specific DNA binding; DNA-binding transcription factor activity, RNA polymerase II-specific
Source: RefSeq, a predicted model, not a curated record
GUUCACUUGUUUGUUCUGUACUGAGCAGUUCCGUAAAGAUUAUAAACUGAAACUUCAUCUCAUGAUGAAACAUAAAGAUCAACCAGCUCAUCUCAUGGAACAAGCUAAAGAAGAGCUAAUCAAGGCUAAGCUUGAUGGCUGCGUGCAUAAAUGUGGAUUAUGCAACAAUAAAUACAAUAGUAUUGCGAACUUUACGCGGCAUAUCAAGGACGUACACAAUAUAUCCAGAAUUCAGUACAAGAGUGAGUAUGGAAGCAGUGAGAUUGUAUCUAGAACCUUCACAUGUGAGCUUUGUCAGAAGGAGGUCAAACAUACAAGAAAUAUUAUCGGUGCGCACAUGAAAAUGGUUCAUUUGAUCUCAUGGAAGGAAUACCAGGAUAUUAUCUUCAAGCUGAAGAAGGGAGGAGAGAUGAUGGAUCUACCCAACCCUGAGUUGUUCGACUGCUCGAUCUGUGGAGUAUCCGUCAAGUACAAGAAGGAGCAUCUCAACAAGAAACAUCAGAUUGAUGAAGAGGUUUAUGAAGAACUUAUUGAGAAGAAGAACAGGGGCGAGGAUAUCUCUGAAGAUCUUCCAGAUCGUGAAGUAUUCACUUGCUUGAUCUGUGAAAGAGAAUGUAUGGAUCUUAAACGCCAUCUUCAGGUGUGUCACAAGCUAUCAGAAGAACAGUAUCGUUCAGAGUUUCUCAACGGUUCUUCUCCUGUAGCAAAAGUUAUACGACAGGAAUCAAUUAAACCGAUGUCAACAGAUUUGCUCCGACUGGUUUCAUCUGAGUUGAACAUGAACCUAAACCAGGCGGAGAAGAAACCUGAGUUCAAAUCUUCUCCUCCUCCUCCGCUAAAACGGUUGUCUCGAGUAAAGCAUGAAGCAGAACCGUUAUCUACGGAUCUCCAGUGCUAUUUCAACUGUCAGGAAGUUUUCAAGAAGGAUUACCAGCUCUUCCUUCAUCUUAAACUUAAACACAGACUAGAAGAUCCCGAUGAGCUGAAGAAAGCAUAUGCUGCUGCUAAUGAAGAGAUUGCUCUGACCAGACGAUCUGCUUCUCUCUUCAACUGUGCACUGUGUCCCAGGGAGUUUAACGAUAACGGAGCUUUCUACGGGCAUAUUCAGAACAAGCAUGAUAUCUCAUACAAGGAUUACAAGGAGAAGUAUGGACGAUGUGAGACCGAGUCCAAACCUUUUGAAUGCAACAUCUGCUCUAAGGUGAUCAAGUACGACAGGAACACGAUCCAUACCCAUCUCAAGAACGUGCACGGGAUCAACUGGACAAAGUAUCUGGAGAGAAUCAGAAAAACUAGGAGAGGUGUAUCUCCGGACCCUCUUCCAACCCUGAAGACUGUUGAGUGCAGGGUUUGCAACAUCAACGUCAAAUAUCUCAGGGAUCACCUGCGCAACGCUCACAAGAUAACUGAGCAGGAGUACGAAGAAUUGUUCACAGAUGGCUCUGAUUACAAAACGGGGAAGGUUCAGAUAAAAGAAGAAAUUGAAGAGAGUUUUGAAAAUGGUCAGGAGUCAGGAUCUCUUGAAUUGGAUUUAAAAGUUCUUCGCCCUUCAAAAUUAGAAAUACAAAACAAAGGAAACAGGAACUGUAGUGUAUGUGAGUUUGAGUUUGACUCCAGAAAGGAGUUUAUUGAGCACUGUCAAGUGAUCCAUGGAAUGAAGUUUAAAACUAAAACUGGAGUUAGUAUUCCUCCUCCCACUCAAGCAACCAUCAAGAGAAGAGUUGAUGAGAUCGAACAAGAUUUUCAGCCGGAGAAGAAAUUUAGAACUUUCGAGACCAGCGACGGAUACGAGAUCGAGAUUGAAGGUGUUCCAUGUCAUCAGGAGGUCUCUCAAGACUUUAUGGGAGAAACGUCGUCUUCAACUUCACAGUUUACAUCUUCCCUUCUCUCCAAGUGGAACCUCUGCCAGUUCCAAUGUGCCAUUUGCAGCAAAACCUCCAACAGUAAGAAGGGAUUAAUGGGCCACAUAAUGACCCAUCAUGGUCUGGGAUCAAGAGCCUAUAAAGAAUCCUACCCGGAUAUUGAGAUUAACUCGGAGUGGUUCAACUGUAGGGUGUGUGGAAACAGUGUUAAGUUUAUGAAGGAUACGAUUGUGUCUCAUAUUAAAACUCACGGGUUGAACCUGGAGAAGUACGAAAGGGAGUAUAUGGAGGAGGAGGAUUGGCCCUACCAUCCCAACCAUCAGAGUAGACCUGGAACCACGCUCAGGCGGGAGAGUUUAAGUUCUGUAGAAAACAUUUCUGAGCAGUCAGGACGGAAAAGUGAGAACUCUGAGAACUCCGAUGAGAAUAUGUCAGAUCAGCCUAACUCCAAACCCGGAGAUAUCUGGAACAGGUGCGAAUUCCAAUGUAAACUGUGCAGUAGUAUUUAUAUAGACCGGAGAACUAUCCGGGCACAUAUCCAGAACCAACACAAGAUACAUUACAAGGAUUAUAUUUCGGACUAUGGGGAACCAGAACUACCAACACCUAAGUGGAUCUGUAAGAUCUGUGGAGCUGAAACUCGACACGCGAGGAACAAUAUCUAUACACAUCUCCGGGAGUGCCAUAGUCUCACCAUAGAUCAGUACGCAAUAGAGAACGGUAUACCUGGAGCUAAGGUUAAGGUUAAAUCUAUCACGUGGUCAGGAACUGCAAGGACGGCCAAGACGGAAAGAUGGAAUAAAUGUAUCUUUAAAUGUCCAUUAUGUGAGAAGGAGUCUACAGAGAAGAAGAAUAUUCGUCAGCAUGUCCAGGUGGAGCAUGAUGCUGUUCUUGAAGAUCUUGAGCAGCAACAUGGAGACUGUGAAUUACACACAGAGUAUUUCUUCUGUCAAAUUUGCAGCGCCGAGGUGAAACAUUGUUAUAAAAACAUACAGAUGCAUCUUCAGAGAAGUCACGAGCUAAAUAUUGCUGCCUAUGAGAGUAAAUUUCUCGGUAAAACUAUCUCUAAGAAGAUGGGUCGGGGUCGGAUUGCUAAAAAUGAUGGCAGCACAGUUCCGUGUGAGAAAUGCGGGAAGAAGUUCUCAUCAAAUAGUAAUAAACAGCGGCAUAAGAGGGAUUAUUGCGCUUUUGCUGUAGGAGCUGAAGAAGAUGCGCAAGAGGAGUUGGGUUUGAACAGGUGUCCUGUAUCUGGGUGUGGAAUGAAGUUUGAAAGAUCUCUUCAGAUGAAAAAACACCUUGGAGAAGUUCAUAAGAUCAAUCAAAAUGUAUCGGUGAAGCUAAGGGAGGCUGACCGUCAAGCUGCAGAGAUCAAACAGGAGCCGGAGCAGGUUACACCAUCCUUUCUCCAGGAGGACUCAGAGGAGGAGAAAGAUAUUAUACCAGACUCUACUACUGGAGAAGAAACCGACCAGAGUCCGAUGGAGGACACGGAGGAGAAAUCUGAGAAGAUGGAGAUCUCGGAGAACCUUGAGAAAGGGAAGCAUGUCGAGAUGAAGAUUAGGGAAGAGAAUAUGCUAGAUAUUGGAUUGGGUUCAAGAUUUAGAUUGACAGGGGUGAUUGUCAACGAAACAAGAGAGGAAGAAGAAACCAAUUAAAACUCUACUUAAAAACUUUAAAAAAGAUAAAAUGAGUCAACUUAAACCAAAAAUGAAAGUGAUAUCAAAUGCAAUGUAUGUAUACAUGUUUCUUAACUAAAUUUUGUCUUUCUUUUUCUAGUCAUGAAAACAUUAUUGUUAUUUUUGAAGAUUUAGAAGAAGCAUUUUCCAUAUGAUCUCAUAAAAUUCUUUUGUUGUGCAAGUUUUAUGUAAUUUUCUUGUGAAUAAUUGUACAGAACAGGUUUAGAUUCAGAUAUCCGUCUGUUAAAGAAAACCACUUUUUUUUAAAUUCCAUCAAUUUUUGUUUCAUUUUGUUCGCCUCCAUGUAAACUGCAGAUUCAUAAUUUGCAAGAUAACAAAAAGCUCGAAAAUUUAGAAAUGAUGUCGAUUGUAAAUUUACAAUAUUUGUCAACUGAAAUGUACUAUGCCACAUCACUUCGGAUACAAUUAUAAUUUUGAGUAUA